This is a messenger RNA of Cadophora gregata, 351 nucleotides long. RefSeq lists its product as uncharacterized. The transcript has a single exon. The record is from RefSeq and is a predicted model, not a curated record. NCBI's taxonomy places the organism in Eukaryota, Fungi, Ascomycota, Leotiomycetes, Helotiales, Ploettnerulaceae. Bases 1 to 351 code for a protein of 116 amino acids.
AUGAAUUUUCAUGGACCUUACUCGCCGAGGCAUGUACAACAAGUUCUUGCUGCAUGCCAGGAGCCUCGGGUCGAGUUUGAUGAGAGAUAUGUUCAGUUCAUUGCAAGCGCGAAAAAGACGGAUCUACUCAGAAAACCCUCGCGGAGGAACGGACCCGUCAGCAAUACUACUGCACAGCGAAUGGCAAGAAUCAUUGCGACCUUUGGACACUCAAUACCUGCGUGCUUCGAUGUACGACGAGAUCGACUAUUCUUUACCAGCUGCGAGACAUAUCCUCCUGGGCGCGUAGCUGCAAUCCAGUUGUUUGACAACUUGAUAUUUCUGGCCACAUAUGAAUCCGAUCUAUUGUAA